AAGAAUGCAAAGUGUCAUAAAUGUGAUAAAAUAGGGCACAUACAGAAAGCAUGUAGAUCUGGAGGACCAGCACAUAAAAAUAAAUAUGAUAAAAAGGGGAAGAAAAGCAGUGAGUGAAGAGAGGAGAGAAGGACAGGCUAUGUGCAAACUGACAAAAAUGAAGAUGAUGUUGGUGAUAUUUUGACUGUUUUCAGCACAAAUGGUGCAGGCCGACAGCCAUACAAGGCCAUUUUUGAUGUAAAUGGAAAGAAAGUCCUGAUGGAAAUAGACACAGGAUCAGGAAUGAGUAUAAUCUCAGAAGAUGUCUAUGAGCAGUCAUUCUCACAUGUGCCACUAGUGGGCAGCCGCGUAAAGCUAAAGGGCUACUCAGGGGAGCCAAUUUCUGUUAAAGGCCAGUUUAUGGCAAAAGUGGCUUAUGAAAAUCAGACUGCUAGCCUACCACUGAUAGUUGUGGGAGUUGAGGGUCCUUCACUGUGUGGGAGAGAAUGGCUAGAUGAGAUCAAGCUAAACUGGAAAAUGAUUAAAGCAGCCGCAAUCAACACAGUUGCUGAAAAUUUAACAUCAGCACAAAAGCCCAAAUCGAUUCAAGAAGUGCUGGCUAAAUAUGAUGAGGUAUUCAAGGAUGAGCUUGGAACAUUAAAGGACAUUAAAGCCACAAUUUCUGUAAAGCCUGAUGCAGUUCCAAAGUUCCACAAAGCCCGCGUCCUGCCAUUCGCCAUGAAAGAAAAAGUUGAAAAGGAGCUGCAGCGCCUAGAAAAGGAGGGUGUCAUCAGUCCAGUGAAACACAGUGACUGGGCUGCUCCAGUGGUUCCAGUGCUUAAGCGGGAUGGAGGACUUCGCUUGUGUGGCGACUACAAGGUAACUGUUAACUUGGCUACAAACGCUGAAACGUACCCCCUACCAAGAAUUGAGGAGGUGUUAGCAGCACUAUGUGGAGGAAAAAUAUUUUCUAAAAUAGAUCUAGCAGCAGCCUAUCAACAAGUACUCCUGGAUGAAGAGUCGAAAAAGUAUACAACAGUGAAUACUCAUAAAGGACUGUUUGUGUACAAUAGACUUUGUUUCGGUGUCACUUCUGCUGUUAGCAUUUUUCAACGCAUUAUGGAGAACCUGUUGAAAGAUCUUGAUGUGGUAAAUUAUCUCGAUGAUUUAUUGAUUAUGGGCCGAGAUGAAGCCCAGCAUCUCGUGAACCUGGACAAGGUUUUACAGAGACUGCAAGAGAACGGCAUGAGAGUGAAAAAGUCAAAGUGUGACUUCGGCAAGACACAGAUUGAAUAUCUGGGACAUGUGCUGGACGGGAAAGGCGUCUACCCAUCCAAAAAUAAGGUCAUAGCCAUAUAUGAUGCUCCGGCACCCAUAAAUGUCAAAGAGCUCAGAGCUUUCCUGGGCCUAGUUAACUACUAUGGACGUUUUGUGCCUCAGCAAAGCACAAUUUUGGCGCCACUUUACACGCUACUGAAAGACAAAGUUAAAUGGAGAUGGCGCGAGACGGAGCAGAGUGCUUUUGGCAAAUGCAAGGAGCUUUUGACCAGUGACCAAGUGCUGGUUCACUAUGAUCCACGUCUGCCGCUUUCGCUUGCAUGUGAUGCUUCUGCUUAUGGAAUCGGAGCAGUGAUACAGCACACAACACCAGACGGGCAUGAACAUCCAAUAGCCUAUGCUUCCCGCACGCUCUCUCCGGCAGAGAAAAACUAUUCACAGAUAGAAAAAGAGGCAUUGAGCCUGGUGUUUGGUGUGAAGAAGUUCCAUCAAUAUCUGUGGGGGCGCAAGUUUGACUUAAUAUCCGACCACAAGCCCCUGCUCGCGCUGUUUGGAGAACGUAAGGGACUUCCUACAAUGGCAGCAGCGCGCAUACAGAGACGGGCCAUCAUACUGUCUGCGUAUGAUUACCACAUGACAUACCGCAGGUCAGAGGAGCACGGCAAUGCGGACGGGCUGUCUCGUGUUCCGCUGCCUGAGACGAAAGAUACAGAUACAGAGACAAUGACAGCUUGCAUAAAUGCACUGUUAUAUGAGCACCUUGAGGAGGCACCGUUGAGUGAAAAACAAAUUUCCAAGGCUACACGAAAGGACACAGAGCUUUCAAAACUGCACAGGUACAUCAUGGAAGGAUGGCCAAAAGAAAUACCAGAUGAACUGAGGGUGUACUACAGAAAGAGAGAUGAGCUAUCUGUCGAACAGGGGUGUGUUCUAUGGGGAACAAGAGUAAUAGUACCUGCAAAAAUGAGAGGUGCAGUGCUAAAAGAGAUCCACGACGGACACCCUGGCAUUGUAAAGAUGAAGACAAUUGCACGACAAUAUGUCUGGUGGCCAAAUGUAGAUAUGGAUGCUGAGAGAGUCUGCAAGCAGUGUGAAACCUGCCAGCUGGAACAGCGCACGCCACGCCAAGUCCCGCUGCAUCCCUGGGAAUUUCCUGGAGAGGUUUGGAAAAGACUACACAUUGACUUUGCAGGCCCAUUCUUAGGUCACAUGUUCAUGAUUGUGGUUGAUGCAUACUCUAAGUGGUUGGAGGCUUACAAAAUGGCACAAAUCACAUCUACUGCAACCAUUACACUACUUAAGAGACUGUUCGCAUCAUUCGGUGUGCCGGAACAAAUUGUCACAGACAAUGCAACAACGUUCACAUCGGAUGAGUUUCAGCAGUUUAUAAAGAGGAAUGGAGUCCUUCACACGACCGGUGCGCCGAGACAUCCAGCUACAAAUGGACUGGCUGAAAAAUAUGUUGCUAUUUUCAAAGCAGGCAUGAAAAAGCUUGUUGAACAGAACCUGAGUGUUGAGGACAAGAUAUCACACAUCCUGCUGCGCUAUCGCACUACUCCCCACAGCACAACUGGAGAGUCACCAGCGGACUUGUUCCUGAAAAGACAUGUACGAACACGUUUGGACUUCCUGAAACCAAGCAUCACCGAACGAGUCAGAAAGAGACAGUAUCAGCAGAAGGAGAAACAUGACAGUCAGGCUUCCGAGAGACAGUUUGAUGUAAAUGACUCUGUGUAUCUGCGCAACACUGCAGGAGAGAAACCCAAAUGGAUUCCUGGGGUAGUGACACAACAGACUGGUCCAGUGUCAUACCGAGUGCAAGGCGAGACACCAGACCAAGUGUACCGGCGUCACGGAGAUCAGCUGAGACCUCGCUACCUUCCUGACCCUCCAGAUUCAGAGCCUGGAGGCGAAACUGCGUCAGCUGAGCAGGCGAGUGACCUCUGUGGAACGGACUCCGCAGAACCUGAACCACCAGCUUUUGAGUUGGAACCGCCAGUGCUGCCUGACCCAGAGACAGUGACUUUGAGACACUCAGAGCGUACUAUCAGGCGACCUCAGCGUUACAGGGACUGA
Nerophis ophidion (straightnose pipefish) is the source of this 3333-nucleotide messenger RNA. RefSeq lists its product as uncharacterized. Gene Ontology annotation, molecular function: nucleic acid binding. NCBI's taxonomy places the organism in Eukaryota, Metazoa, Chordata, Actinopteri, Syngnathiformes, Syngnathidae. The record is from RefSeq and is a predicted model, not a curated record. Gene Ontology annotation, biological process: DNA integration. Bases 259 to 3333 code for a protein of 1024 amino acids. The transcript has a single exon.